UACUGGCAUCCAGGGUAACACAAGCCUGGGUAGUGUGCCUGCGCUGUUUCCAAGCGGUGGGCCAGCUCCUCAAAUAACCACAGGGUUUAGCAGCACUGGCCUGUCGAUGCCUCAGUAAACACACGGGGACAUGGGUCAACUUGAACACGCUGUGCAAAGCCAGAGACGCUCUCAUGUCGCUGAGGAAAGAAACAAAACAAGGGAAGGGUCACGUGUGCAGCCGUUAGAUACUCGCUUGGCUCAGGCUUUUUUUAGGGCUGGAAUGCGCAACCCGUGGCCUCACGGCUAGCUCCGAGACCAUAACAACAAACGUCACGGCACCUUCCUCCCUAAACACCACCUCCUGAAACUUUCGGUGAAGUACGGAAAGAGGUGAGCAAGAAAGGGGGAAGGGAAGCGUACGAAAAUGCCACGCUUUGCGUUUUGGGAUGAAGGUACCCCAGAUUCAAGAAACAAAUUGAGCCUAAAUGACACAGACAAGGAGUACAGAAUGGACAGGCCAAUGCUCGAGUUCUACCAGUACAAGGACAGUGAGCUUUCCUCACACCUUCUCUCCCAGCUGAAUGGCCUGAGGCAGGAGAGGAUCUUCACAGACGUCCUCCUCUGCUCGGACAGCGAGGAGAUCCCUUGCCACAGGACCGUCCUGGUGUCCAGCAGCCCCUACUUCCGGGCCAUGUUCUGCAGCAACUUCAGGGAGCGCCAGCAGACCCGGGUCGACCUGAAGGGCAUCUCGGCCAGCAUCCUCGGCGACAUCGUGGACUACGUGUACACCGGUUCCGUCACCAUCACCAUGGAGAUGGUCCUGCCCCUGAUGCAGGCCGCCUCCAUGCUGCAGUACCCCCGGCUCUUCGAGGCGUGCUCGGCCUUCCUGCAGGGGCAGCUGAGCCCGGACAACUGCCUGAGCAUGGUCCGGCUGUCGGAGAUCCUCCACUGUGCCAGCCUCCGGGAGAAGGCCCGGGAGAUGGCCGUGCAGAGCUUCUCGGACGUGGCCGCCUCUGAGGACUUCCGCGAGCUCCCGCUGCCCGAGCUCAUGUGCUACCUGGAGGACGACCGCCUGUGUGCCGAGGAGGAGCAGGUCUUCGAGACGCUCCUGGCCUGGAUCCACCACGACCCCUUCUACCGCCGCGGCGCCAUCCAUGACCUCUUCAAGAAGGUCCGCCUGCGCUACAUCCACCCCACCUACCUCUUCCAGUUCAUCGCCAAUGACCCGCUCAUCCAGUCCUCCACCCUGUGCACGGAGAUCAUCGAGUCGGUGCGGAGGCUGAUGCUCUCCGUCAGCGCCCAGUGGCCCGGCGACCUGGGCCCGCCGUGGGUGGCGCCGCGGCGCUACACCUGCCGCGAGACGCUGGUGGUGGUGGGCGGGCGCAAGAACGGCGAGCAGACGUCGCGCGAGGCGCUGCUCUACGACGAGCGGACCCAGCGCUGGCAGCGGCUGGCCAAGCUGCCCGUGCGGCUGUACCGGGCCGCCUACGUCUGCAUCCACAGCAUCCUGUACGUGCUGGGCGGGCUCACCAUGGGCAUCGGGGGGGGCACAGUCAGCGCCGACGUCUACACGCUGUCGCUGAAGACCAACCAGUGGAGGGUGGCCGAGCCCAUGCGAAGGCCCCGCUAUGCCCACCAGAGCAUCUCCUACAUGCACUUCAUCUUCGUCCUGGGAGGGAUCGGGCCCGAGAAGCGCAUCUCCGGGGCCGUGGAGAGGUACAACAGCAUGUUCGACCUGUGGGAGCCCAUGGCCCCCAUGCCCACGCCUGUCCUCCACCCGGCCGUGGCCGCCGUCGACCAAAGGAUCUACGUCUUCGGUGGGGAGGACGCCAUGCAGAACCCCGUCAGGAUGAUACAGGUGUACCACAUCACUCGGAACCUGUGGUCCAGGCUGGAGACCAGGACCGUGAAAAAUGUGUGCGCCCCCGCUGUCACCAUGGAGGGCAAAAUCUACAUCAUAGGAGGCUACACAAGGAGAGUUAUUGCUUAUGACACCAAAGCCAACAAGUUCGUGAAGUGCAAGAACAUGAAGGAGAGGAGGAUGCAUCACGCUGCCACCGUGAUCGACAACAAGCUGUACGUGACGGGCGGCCGUUACAUCACCAGCAACGACGUCAUCGAGGACUCGGACGCCUUCGAGUGCUAUGACCCCAACACAGAUGCGUGGACCUGCAAAGGAACGCUGCCAUACAAGCUCUUCGAUCAUGGCUCUCUUCCCCUCUUCUGCGUCUCCAACAAACCUCACCCGCCCUGAACUACAUGGAACAUUUUUCAUAAUUAGAGAGAAUUACAAUUGUGAUGGGUUUUUCCUCAUACUACAGGCCCAUUUCAAAACGUGUUACAAAAUGGUUGGCAUGGAAGGCCCUGUGGUAUGUCUUAAAUCGGAAGAUGUUUUACUUCAAGAGUCAAGGCAGCACAUUGGCCUCAAGAGUGUGCAGAAGUCUCUUAGAUACACUUUACAUAAACAACUGCUCAGCAGUAAGUCUUGACACUAACCCUUGUAACAACUGGUUAACUGUCUAGCUCUCCUUGGAAAGGAAUCUUUGUUCAUAAAUGAUGGUCUAGCACACUUGUUCUGCAUUAGUGUCAUAGUACAGGAAAGACCACACAUUUCUUCAUAAGAAGAGUUUUUUUAAAACAUUGUACUUCAAAACAAUUUAAGCCAUAUCAUUUGUAAUACAAAAAAACAAACUACAGAUAGAAAAACAUUUAAAAGAUGUAAUAUCUGUGCACUGAGCAAGCCUCAAUAUUGAAUACAUUCCUGUGAAUUUGAUUCUUAAUAGUACAUGUGUUAAUAAUGAAUUUUCAUAUUCAGUAAGCUGUAUAAUAUAGACAUUAAACCACAAUGAAAUGGGAAAUGUCCAUUCUCGGCUAGAUAUUUUGCUUAUCCGACUAACACACUUCUAUCAUUUAAUUAGGAGUAGAAGCCCAUGAAAUCAUGAAACAAGUGUUGAUUCUGCACAGUACAAGAUUGCAUUUUGUGGUUUGUCAGGGUGGUAUGAAAACUGUGAAAACCUGUGUAAUUUAAUUUAUUUUAAUAGAAUAUAGUCACUAAGCAGCCUUCAGGUUUCCCAUAGUAUCUUAGCAGCAGGUUUCCAACAAACAAUUUAAGCAAAACAUAGUCUGUUACAUAAAUAUAUAUAGGAUAUGCUGAAUAUAGUUACUGCUCCCAGUGUAUUUAUAGACAUUUUGAAUGUAGAACAAAGUGCAAGUUUCGACAGCUGAAGAUAAACUCACAGCUGGAAACACAGGAUCACUGUGACAUUGAAUCAAAGUGAGGCUGCUGCUCAACUAGUCCAUGACAACCACUAUCACCAUGGGAACUAUGGGUCACCAUGGUUGCUGCCUGUUUCUGCUUGUCUGUUGUUGCUCUCCUCACAAAUCCUCUUCAGAACCCCAACUGACCCAAUGACUUUCCUGUUACAGAUUGAACCUUCUCAUUUUUCAC
Molecule: messenger RNA, 3430 nt
Organism: Anguilla anguilla (European eel)
Lineage: Eukaryota; Metazoa; Chordata; Actinopteri; Anguilliformes; Anguillidae
Product: kelch-like protein 38
Exons: 4
Coding region: 407-2236 (609 amino acids)
Molecular function (GO): protein binding
Source: RefSeq, a predicted model, not a curated record